Molecule: messenger RNA, 1617 nt
Organism: Fusarium sp. VM40
Lineage: Eukaryota; Fungi; Ascomycota; Sordariomycetes; Hypocreales; Nectriaceae
Source: the annotation of a GenBank genome assembly
AUGCUGUUGAUGGGUUCACAGAAACUCACUUAUGAGAUCGACCAAAAGCACAAGUACACAUCUCGCCGGACUCAUGACUUGGCUCUUCUUACCGAGGCUCGUCGUCUAAAGAGCAUUGCCAUAUACCUGCCUGAGUCUUCCAAGCUGUACAUGCGACGUAAGCAUGAACCACCACAGAUCAUUGCCCAUAUGGCAAACAAGACAGAACUGCAGCCAAACUUCAGAGUAGCUCGCGCUCUGCGCACCUUGCAAGGAGUAGAUUAUUUCUACUGUCUUCGUGGUGUUCAAGAGAUAACCUUCUGGGACUAUGACAAGUGUACAGCAGGGCAGAAGGUGCCAGUUCGUGACUGGACCUUUGUCCGCGAUAUCAACGAAUCCGUGCGUCGUGAGAAGACGCACGAUGAUGCUCACUUCUCUGAGCUCCGUUAUCUGGCGCCAAUUCUAGAUGACUUACGUCCUUCGACAAAUCUUGCUAGGAUACUUGAGGCAGUCGUGAACCCUCCGUCUCCGCCUACAGGGCUCCUGUCGCCGCCACCUGAAAGUGAAAGUCUGUACCCACAUCCUCAGAGCCCGGUAAAUCUUAACUCUGAUGACGAGGAUCAGAGUGAGGAAGAUUCUGAAGCUACUUCAGAUGACGACGAGGACGAUUCAGACUCUGAUGACGAUCUCGACCAAGAUUUCGGCAAUGGCGAUGGUGGCGGCGAUGGUGGCGGCGACGGUACUGUAGGUGCUGACCACGAUAAUAGAAGCCAUUCUGCACACAGCGAGUCUCCCGAGCCCCAUGGAAAUGCGAAUGAUCAAGAAGAAGCGGACGUUCUUCAAUUCUUGGGUGGGUCCUGGAAUGAUUUGGAAGAACACAAGUACGAGCCCAGUUCAAGCAAUGAAGUCUGGUCUGAUAAUGGGGCAAGUUACGAUCUCCUGAGUGAUAGUGAGGAUGAGGAUGGCGAGUCUGGAGCAGCCGAUGAUGAGAACGAAGACGACGAGUCUGGGGUAGUUGAUGCUGAGAACGAAGACGACGAGUCUGGGGUAGUCGAUACUGACCAGACUGCUAUGCCCCCGCCGCCAGCUCCUAUUCAGGACCGAGCCUCUGAGGAUGCACAAGGACAGCAACGUGAACAAAGAGAGCGGUCCGGUUCUCUCUUUGUAAGGAGUCCUGAACGAAAGCAGCAAGCUGAGUUUGUCACGAAGGUCGAGACACCAUCACCAUCUCGACCAUCGCCGCCUCGACCACAACCAUCAAACCCUACUCAGAGCGUUGCUGACCGCUUGGGUUCAAGCAGCAGAGCAGUCCAUGAUGAGGUUACUCCUGUGAGACACACUCGCGAGGAGAGUGACUUGUUUGUCAGCCCUACUCCUUAUGGCAACAUUGUUCCUCAACCUCAAGUUGGAGAUCGGGCAUCACCAAUUGAUCUCACUGAAGAUCUAAACUUGGUAACCUCUACUCGACCUUCACACUCCAGCUCGCCUGACCAGGGUCAGGAUCGGGGACAUAACAAACGACGACGGGACGUUUUCACCAGCGAUUCUAGCGAGGAGAAUGAUGUCGACGACAAGGAUGAUUGUAUCUAUUUGGGGACAUCUCCCAAACGUCCUCGCACUGAUGACGGUAGCGAUUGA